This is a messenger RNA of Aricia agestis (brown argus), 4120 nucleotides long. Its product is annotated as semaphorin-2A-like. Gene Ontology annotation, biological process: semaphorin-plexin signaling pathway; axon guidance; neural crest cell migration. NCBI's taxonomy places the organism in Eukaryota, Metazoa, Arthropoda, Insecta, Lepidoptera, Lycaenidae. The record is from RefSeq and is a predicted model, not a curated record. Gene Ontology annotation, molecular function: chemorepellent activity; semaphorin receptor binding. The coding region runs from base 365 to 2512 and encodes 715 amino acids. The transcript is spliced from 15 exons.
UCUGAGUUCAGUCAUCGUCGCUGCGAUGCCGGCGCCGCACGUGCCGCCGCCCGCUCCACUCCGCCGGAGAUCGCGAAACCCUCUCGAAUAAAUCACGCGGACCCAAACCCUCGUAGAUAAUAAGAUACGAGAUACCAUCGCCGACAAUAAGCUGAUUAAUCGGUCGAAGUCGUUAAACUCGACCGGAAGCACGCUCCGACCGGGACUAGUUUUAGGAGCGAUGUAAACAUUGUUUGUGAUUACCGGAAUUGUUUGUUGACUGAAUCACCCGAUUGUUGCGCUGCAUGUCCAGUCGCAGUGCAGUCGGCUGCGGUCAGUGGCAGUGACAGUGCUCGGGCGGCUGGGAGUUGGGAGUUGGGACAGAAUGGCUCCCGGGACCGGCCAAAGGAUUUUUGGCCUCCUUUGCGCCGUGCUGGCAUCCGUGCUGGCGGACACCUGGACGGCCUUCCAGGAGCAACCGUGUUGCCGGCCGGUCACGUAUCACAAGAUCCGGCACCAUCGAGAUGUUUCGACAAGAGAUCAUAUUCGGGAAUUUACGUGCGGCACUUUAUUUUACCGCACUUUGUAUGUAAAUGAAGAAAGAAAUACCCUCUACGUCGGUGCUAUGGACCGAAUAUUUAAGGUGAACAUGACCGACGUUAGCCAGACGCACUGUGAGCGAGACGGGCUGUACCUGGAGGCGAGCAAUGUAGCGCAGUGCGUGAGCAAGGGCAAGUCGGAGCCGUACGAGUGCCGGAACCACAUUCGAGUGCUGCAGCCCAUGGGGGACGGGGACCGCCUCUACGUGUGCGGGACCAACGCCCACAGCCCUAAAGAUUGGGUGGUCUACCUGAACCUCACUCACCUCCCGCGGCACGAGUACGUGCCGGGCGUGGGGCUCGGGGUCGCGAAGUGCCCCUACGACCCCGCGGACAACAGCACGGCCGUGUGGGUCACGCGGGGCAACCCCGGCGGCCUGCCCGCGCUCUACGCGGGGACCAACGCCGAGUUCACCAAGGCCGACCCCGUCAUAUUCCGCAACGACCUCUUCGACUUCCGCACGGGACAAAAGAGGUUCAACUUCAAACGCACGCUCAAGUACGACUCCAAGUGGUUGGACAAAACACAUUUCGUCGGCUCGUUCGACGUGGGAGAGUACGUGCUAUUUUUUUUUCGGGAGACGGCGGUAGAGUUCAUGAACUGCGGCAAAGCGGUCUACUCCCGAGUCGCCCGCGUGUGCAAGAACGACACGGGCGGCAAGAACAUACUCGGCCAAAACUGGGCGACUUACCUUAAGGCGAGACUCAACUGCAGCAUACCCGGGGAAUUCCCCUUCUACUUUGACGAAAUACAGAGCGUAUACCAGAUGCCGGGGGAGCCGAGUAAAUUUUACGCCGCAUUUACCACGGGGGCCAGCGACGGGCUAAUCGGUUCGGCGAUUUGCACGUACACUAUGGAUGAUAUACAGGAAGCCUUCGCUGGCCGGUUUAAAGAGCAGGCAACAUCAAGCUCGGCUUGGCUGCCAGUUCUGCGCGCGAGGGUGCCAGAACCGCGGCCUGGCACGUGUGUCAACAACACAGAGGCACUGCCAGAUAACGUCCUCAACUUUAUCAGGUCACAUCCUCUCAUGGACUCCGCCGUGCGUCAUGAGGGAGAUGCACCGGCGUUCUACAAGCGCGACCUGGUGCUGACCACGCUGGUGGUAGACCGGCAGUUCGUGGACAGGCUGGGGAACGACAUCAUAUACACCGUGUUCUACGCUGGCACAAGUGAGGGCGACGUAUACAAGAUAGUCCAAUGGGCGGGCGGUCGGUCGCGCGUGGCAGACGUGUGGCGGGCGGCGGGCGGCGAGGCGGUGCGCGCGCUUGCUCUGUCACGCCGCUCCCUCUACGUCUCCACCGACUACCGCGUGCGCCAGUUGCCGCUGCAUGCGUGCGCGCAUAGGUACGACAGUUGCGUGCGCUGUGUGCUGGACCCGUACUGCGGGUGGGACAAGGAGGGGGGGUCCUGCCGAGCCUACAGCCCGGGGCUCCUCCACGAUGCCACCAACUCCACGCCAUCCAUCUGCGAGGCCAGCGCCCCGCUCCGGACCGUCCGCGCCGGCUACGGCCAGAGCGUCCACCUGGCGGCCUUUGGCAGGACGCCAGAGGCCCUUAAAGACCAGAACGUAGUCUGGUACCACCACUCCCGCGAGAAGGGGCGCUACAAGAUUAAUUACGACUGGGACCGUGUCCUGCAGACCUCAGAGCGAGGGUUGGUGCUACUGUCGGUGAGCGAGGCGGACCGCGGCCGGUACGAGUGCUACUUCGGCCCUACACUCGUCGCCUCCUACAACUUGGAUAUAGAUAAUCACAGGUGUACCCAGCCCAGCAAGUCUCAAGACUAUCGGCAAAUAUACUCCGACUGGUGUCACGAGUUCGAGAAAUACAAGAACGCGAUGAAAGCCUGGGAGACGCGGCAAAUGCAAUGCUCGAACAUGAGCUCGAGUCAUCAGAACAGCCUGAGUAACGAGCUCACGGCGACUCUGCGGUGAUAGAUCAGAGUCCUGAUACUCCACAUCAUCUACGGCUACUGACUGACCCGGCGAUGUCUAUUCGCAAUCUUCUCGAGACUUUGACUCGACUUAUUGGUCAAUAAUUCAAGCAUUUAGUGCUUGUCGCACAUAAAUCGGAAGAUUCAUUUGCAACAAGCGAUACACACAAGUGAAUAUUGUGAAUCAGGCUCCCAAUCUACGUUGAUCUGACUGAAUCUACUCGACGUCGACGACGUUCGCAGCAUCCAUUUGUGAAAGAUAUGCUUUGCGCAAUGUACUGAAACUUAACUAUGGUAAAAGUAUGUUAUUCAUUGCCGUCUAUCAUUUACUGUUGUUUUGUAUCAUGAAAUUGUUUACUUAUAAAUAUUAUGAUCGAUAAGAUAUAGUUCUAAGAAAACUUAUAAAUCUAGCACCGCCUUGAAACGGUAGAGCAGGUAAGUAAUAUUUUCCACUUCAACGGGCUAGCUCGAGUUAAAAGGAAACUAUAAGAAAAUAUAAUUGUAAACUCCCCGGAACUCGUAACAACUUCUAAAGUUACAACUUGUAAGUUCUUAUGUGACGAUGAAAUAAGUUUUUAAACAUUUAUAAAAUACCGGGCACCUACGAGCUACGACUCUCGUAGAGGUUCGUAGCGCCGUAGGCGUUCGCGUAGCGGGACGUAGCGACUAGCGACAUUUCGUAGCGAUUGCCGCACUCAGAGACGAAUAAUUAAAUUAAGAUUUUGACAGAUUAUAAUUUGUAUUCUUAUGUCAAAAUCGUCAUUUUAGGUCUACCAGGAUUUAAUUGCAAAUUUGGAAUGCAUAUUUUCAAAAAAUAUCCUUGAUCAUUGGAUAUUUUUUUAUAUUUGCAUGUUUCACGCACAGAAUCAGUAGCUUUAGGGUAAAAAAGGAUCAAAAUGUUUUAUUCUAACUACCCCGGUAUUGCUACAGACAAUUUCUUUUCUUACUUUUCUGGUGCAUCAUCAGAUUCUGGUAGACCUAUAAUAAAUUGUUUUUUCAAGCAAGUUUUUUACUUCAACAAAAAUCUUUGAACAUGUUUCUAAAGGAUAAUUAAUCAAAGUGUUUGAUAAUAAUAAUAUUUAAAUUAAAUAAUAAUUUUGGUAUACUUGAACAAUUCAAGUUACCACUUACCAGUGACUACAAGAGAAUACAAGUAUUAUUUAUUAUUUAUUAUUAUUACAGUUAAACCUAGCUAACUUGUACGAAAAUUCCAACAAUUAUCGCACAACAUUACUAACGUAGAGAUUUGACGUCAAUAUUAAUGACAGCGGCGUGACUGUUCGCGAGCUUAUGUUUGCGGAGGGGGAAUAUAAUUCGGUAAACGAAUGAUCUGCGAGAAUUGAUUUGUCAGCCAUUACGCAGUCAGACUCCUUUGAUCGAUGUCUGUUUGACCGGCCCGGAUGGACUUCGGCUCCGGAUAAUAGAUUAUGAUGUUAUUUAAUGAAACUCCCGAUACGUCAUAAUGCAGGGAAUCCGUUUCGGAAAAUACAACAAAUAUUUGGGCACAUAAUUUGUUCGAAUCGAGUUCAUUCCAAACAUAGCGCACAAUGUUCUAUAAGCUUUGAUUAUUAUAUUGUACAAGCGACUUUGUCCGCGUCCACGUCAACUU